UAUAGCCCAGUGCUUCUCGUUCAAGUUACUACUGGCCCUGGAGACUCGAUUUCAGGGCCAGCAUAGGUCGCAAUCUGUGGAAAUCUCUGUCGCAAUUCUCGAUCUACGGCGUAGAAGAAUAGAUCCUGAUUCAAUCGCAAGACAUAACUAAUCUCAAUUCUCUCUGUUUCGGUUUCCGAUAACCAAUUUUCACUGUGGCACAUAUAUCUCUGUUCCUGACUGGCGAUUGUGUUUACUAUCUCGUCCUUUCCUCUGUGUUCUCCAAAGAUCAAAAAUGGCAACCCCAUCUUCCAAACCCAACCCAGGGGCAACACCCACCCACCUAACCUCACCUCAUCCUUCCUCUGUACCUAUGGGUCGGCCUUUGUCACAUAAAUCACCCUCAAUGAAAACCCCAUCUGCUUCGGGGCAUGCUCAUGGUCAUCACCAAAGCGCGUCUCAUCAGAACGCAACCCCUUUGGCUGCUGCAACUUCAGCGGAUGACCCAGUGACUUUCAGCUCUCCUUCAGCGCUGUUAGCGCUGGGCGGCUAUACUGGUAUUAGUCCGUCACCUGCAGCGCAGGACGCUCUCAUCGGCUCUCAUAUGCAUGAGAAUGAUAUCCAUGCAUUAGGGAUGCAGGGAUUAGGGCUUGGAGGAGCACGAGACAAUGACGAGGAGCGAAGGAAACAUAUCGAAGAAGUGGUUCAGCUACUUCGAACGCGCGUUGCAGGUCGAGGUGUGUGCAGGGAAGGCAUCGAGAGAAUUGGUCAGCUGGCGGGAUUCGAAUCGAUAUGGCAGGACAAUAAUCUUAGCAUUGCUGGCAAUUCAGUCGACCUGGAAAUCGAGUUUUACCCAGGCCAAGACAGCGUGAAAGACGUGAGCCUUUCGUACGCCACUCCAGAAGCCCAGGAAAGUGUGAGGCGAGAUGAAGCUACGGCUGUCUUGAAGCGCGAUCUCAUGCAGUCGGAUGAAGAACGGCAACAGGGGAUCUGGAAACGAUUGGACGGUUUCUAUGGAAAUUUGGAGCGGCUCGCUAGGCUGGAUAGACUCAGCCAAGAAGUAAACUGCUUCGAAGCGACCGAGGCGCUCUAUGAAAGUCUUAGAACGAUAUGGGAAGAAGAAAAGAAACAUCCAAGGUGGACGCCUACUUACGAGCACCUUUGUAAGGGCUGGGUUGGCCGCCCUUCGUUGCACAAAGGAAGACGUUUCGGAUUGGGUUUGGAAUAUUGGGUCGAGCAACAUCGAGCGUUGGACGCGAAGCAGAGGAAGAGAUCCCAAGAUAGUAUGGUUGUUGACCAGGUCGGUGGACAAGAGAUGGACGAGCAACCAAUUUCGGAGGACGCCAUUUGGAGUGUUACAAUUGAAUGCGAAGAAGGCUAUCCGUCACUUCGAGUCUCGAAAGACUGGGUUGGCUCUGACGUACUGACAUCCGUGGAUACCGGUGGCAGAGAGUCAACGGAUUCCCAAGCCGAGUCCUCGAUCAUGCUAGUCAACUGGGCUGAACCACCUCCUACUUUGACGUCGUCGGCUGCUGCCAACGCAGACUCCAUGGCGUUGGAUUCGGGCAUGCUUGGCUCACAGACUCCAAACCGGAGGUUCGUGGCGAAGCUGGAGCCGGCUGUCAACGUUCCCAUCCUGGCAGCCUCUGAUAUAUACAGGCAUUUGGGGCUUCAGUUGCCUCAGGAGUUCAAAAUGGUUACGUAUGAUGCGCUCUUGUUGCCAUCCUGGACGGCUUCAUCGGAGGCUAGCACCUCGGACGAGGUGCAUCGACCGGGCGGCAAGAGACUGAGAAAAAGCGUUGUUACAUUUGAUUCAGAGGGCAAGCAAGUGAAUAAACAGCAUUCCUACGCUUUUCAAGCCUUUGAGACCGUCGCUGGCCGAACAUUGCGAGAUCUUCCCUUUUCGCAUCCCCGCCAACUUGCUGAUAUUUUCCCCAUACUUCGCCAGUAUGCACUGCUAGAAAGUCUCCUCCGUAAUGUAUUCUCUCGCUCGGGGGAAAACAAUGUCAGAGCUCCAGAUGCAAAGAUUACGAGGGCAGCGGUUUCUUCCGACCAUCCUUCGGGAUCGUUGUUGUCUGGGACACACGUAUCAGUCUUGACAAACCACGACCCUACAGAAGACAGGCUGGGUUCUCUUCUAAGAGAUUUCGGUGAGAACAGAGCGGAGGACAGCAUGGAUAUAACGGUUGAUGAGGAUCCGAGUAAAGAGACGGACAAUCUCAAAGUUGACAUUACAUUACGGACUCAGAUUGGACAAGCGCCCGUGAUCAUGCUUCUCUUUCCGAUCGAGCGAGAGCCAGGAAAGGGCUCAGCGUUAGCUUCCGGAGGCAACGACGUGCGGAUGGGUUCGCUGAACAUCGAAAUUGGGCUCAAUGGACGUGUCUCGGUCAACCAGAUCCAGGGCCUAUGGGACGUCGAGGAAGCGCAAGACAGCAGUGCUCCGAGGCCGGAAGUCCAGGAGUUGCAGAAGAAGCUGGCAAAAGUCUUGGAGACGUCGGAAGAUCUGGGCAUCCUGGUGGAAUGGAUCCUCCGCUGGAUGCGGCGGCGGAGAGACCGUGCAUAAGGUGAACGUUCGGUCGAGCUUAUGCAGGUGCGUUCUACAGUCUUGCAUGAAUAUGCUCCACCUUGAGAGCUACAGAACCUCGUUCUUCAGGAGUAUAUAAGCAAGGGAGAUCUCCCGGUCCGCGCCGGAUCCUUUAUCCAAACACGGUGGAUCGCCGCUGGGAUCGAUCAACGGCCCAGCGUCUGCAGCCAGUCAGGAGUGUCCGAUAACAAGAGCCCCAGAGCAACUAUUCUAGAGGGCACCGAAUGGAGACGAUGGACAUGCGUCCGGGGUCAUUAUAAAACGUGGCUAAUUUCGUCACUGUGACAUUG
Messenger RNA from Paecilomyces variotii, 2853 nucleotides. Its product is annotated as mediator of RNA polymerase II transcription subunit 1-domain-containing protein. The record is from RefSeq and is a predicted model, not a curated record. The transcript is spliced from 2 exons. Gene Ontology annotation, molecular function: transcription coregulator activity. NCBI's taxonomy places the organism in Eukaryota, Fungi, Ascomycota, Eurotiomycetes, Eurotiales, Thermoascaceae. Gene Ontology annotation, biological process: regulation of transcription by RNA polymerase II. Gene Ontology annotation, cellular component: mediator complex. The coding region runs from base 275 to 2542 and encodes 755 amino acids.